Molecule: messenger RNA, 3516 nt
Organism: Durusdinium trenchii
Lineage: Eukaryota; Dinophyceae; Suessiales; Symbiodiniaceae
Source: the annotation of a GenBank genome assembly
AUGGACGUCAAGGAACUCCUCCGGGCAGUGAUGACACAGAGUGCCGCCUUGAAGAAGGAGCUGGGAGAGUUGAGACGGGAGGUCAAGUCGUCAAGAGAAAAGGUGAAGGGAGAGGCCAGUGGAGAAGGCCCAAGACCUCCUACCUCGACUCCACCACCGUCACCUCCAAAGGAUCCACCCCCGUGCACCCCUGUGAAGGGAAGGAUGGAGCCUUCGAAUCAGGCAUGGGCCGAUGUGAAGAUCCCGGACUUCCCCGUGGGCAUCGAGGGCGACACUAUGGGGAGAGGCGCGGUUCCACGAGGUUUGGGAGUACCUGACGUGCCCGGAUCUUGGGGAGCUGGAGGGUGGGGCCUACAAGGUGGACUCCAUCGAGGGCAAGAGCGAGAAGUCCCUGGGAAUGGGGAUGCAGGCCGAGACAUGGUCAAAGGGUCUCCGCUGGAGCAGGCGGCCCAGACAGUGUUGAGGCAGUUGGGAACCACUUCAUCAGAGGGCCAAUGGGCGGAAGCCAUCAGGUCAGUGGAACUGCCACCUCUUCAGGACCUCCACGAAGGAGAUUUGGGGUCAAUCAUCCUUGGGGAUUGGAUCCAAUUGGUGACUCCAACUAUGAAGGAUUUGAGUGCGACCAGCUGGAAGUGGUGGGAGGAGGUGUUGAGCUUCGCCAUGAUGGCCUAUCGGGAGUGGCUGCAGGCUGAACCAGUUCAAAGGCUGUACAUUCGGCCGAGGGUCCCAGUCGAAUGCUCAGGGGUGUGGAGUCGGCUCGAGCAAAGGGGGCAAUUGAUGUUGCUCAAUGCCGUACCGCAGAGCAUCAAGGCAGAGAUCCGGACUACCAGUUCAGUGGAGGUGCUGUAUGCCCUGCUCAGACGCUACCAACCAGGAGGCUUGGCGGAGCGAUCACGACUCCUUCGACAGCUAGUUGAACCAAAAGCCCCGCAAACGAUGAAUGAAGUGGUGGAAGCACUGAGGGGGUGGCGUCGAAGCUUGAGGCGAGCUCAGGAACUAGAGAUUGCCACUCCAGAUGCCACUUUACUGCUGGGCGCCUUGGAUCGGAUGUCAGAACUGGUGGGAAAAACGUCGAACCAAGUGGCAUUCCGAAUGUCCUCCACAAGAGCUACGUUGGGAGUGGACGUGACGCCGAGCCUGGAGACGGUCUUGAGCUUCUCGGAUAUGCUCACAGCGGAAGCAGAGUCCCUGGCCAUCAGUGAACUGCAGCCCACAAUGGAGGCCCGGACGGCUCCUAUGCCCACAAAGGUGAAGGCCCUGGUGGCGCCGAAUGACGAGAAGGGGGAAAAGGGCUCCGGCAAGGCCAAGGGCGAGGGCAAGCACGAUGAGAAGAUCUGCAGGUUCUGGGGCUCGGAGGACGGUUGCAGGAAGGGGCAAGACUGCCGUUUCAAGCACGAUUGGGGCAGCCUGGAAAAGAAAGGCAGGUGCUUUGGGUGUUCAUCAACGAAGCACACCAAGAAGGAGUGCCCGACAGUCAAGCCGAAGGCCGACUCUGAGAAACAUGUGAAGACCUUCAAGAAGGAAGCUGAAAAGGGGGCAAGCGCCAAGAAGAUGGAGCGAGAGAUGGCAGAGGAGAACCCUCCAGCUGCAAGUGAGGAUGUGGUGGACGAGAAGAAGGUCGAGAAGCCCGCUGCGAGCUCGGGGGAGGUUCAAGCUCUGCUUUCAGAGGCAACGACAUUGCUGAAGAGCUUGAGGCCAGCCAACGAAGGAAGAACGGCUGUCAAGUCCAUCAAGUUGAGCAGCUUGGAAGUCAGAUCCAAUGAUCGAGCUCUCCUCGAUGGUGGAGCAACCCAUUGUCUCCGAAGAGCAGAGUCCGAGGAGGAAUGGAAUCGAGCUCAAGAAGUUAGGGUAGAACUAGCAGAGGGCUCAGUGAUGCUCAGGCAGAUUCCAUGGACGAAGACCCUUUUGACCCAGAACGAGGUCCAGACGAUCGUCCCACUUGGGGUGCUGAUCUCACUGGGCUAUGAAGCCUAUUGGGAGAAGGACAGGUUCACCCUCACGGACCCGAGUGGAGCACUGCUGGACGUGAUGGUGGAAGGGAUGUGCCCAACAGUGGAUGAAGGCUUGGGACGGGAGCUCAUCAAGGAGAUCGAACGAAGUAUGGUCAGAGAAAGAGCCCGCUUGGCAGUUCUGAAAGGAGAGGGUGGUCGAGGCGAGCUGGAGGUCGAAGAGGCUCACCAUCUACGAGAGCUGCGAGAGCUAUUUCCUGAAGUCCCUCUUCAAAUCCUCGUGAGGAUCUUGCCUAAGGUUGGAUGGACGGGGGAGUCUCUCCCAUGGAACAGGCAUGAGAGAAGGAGGGUAAGGAAGGCAAAAGAAGUGGUCGUGCACCUCUUCAGCGGGGACACCAAGAAGUUCUGGCAACGAGAGCUCGAGUCUGAAGGCAGAGCAGUACUCUGUGUCGACACGGUGAUCGACCGAGGGAUGAACAUCCUCAGGGACGACGUCUUUGCCUACCUGCUGGAGAUCGCUGAUGGCGGCACACUACGAGCCUUACUCGGAGGCCCACCGUGCAGGACGAUGAGCCGGUUGAGGUAUCGACAACCCGGACCUCCACCACUUCGAGAGAGGGAGGGACCCGGGAGGUUUGGCCUGCCGAAUCUGGACCCGGUGCUGAAGCAGCAGGUGGAGGACGACACUUUGUUGUGGUUGAGACAGAUCUAUCUCCACCAUCGAGCCUCGAAGGCGGCUUCGCCUCAAAAGGUGGUCACGGCAUUGGAGCAGCCUGAUGAUCCAGAAGCCUACCUGGGGGAGUCCAAGAAGGAGAUCGGACGAUGCAGGCAUCAGACCACAGAAGGAGAGACAGAGGAGGGGGACAGACACCCUCGCUACCCAACGUACUGGUCGUGGCCGGAGUGGCAGAAGGUCAAGAUGAUGUGGGACCUCUUCGAGGUAAGAUUCGACCAGGGACCGAUGGGGCACCCCCGCCGUAAACCGACGCGGCUGGGCACGAACAUGCCAAGGCUCAGGGAGCUUGAAGGGCUUCGAGGACAAGGGCAAGGUGGAGAAGACCAUCGAGGAGACUCCAUCCAGGAGAGGAUUGCGAGAUCGAAGUCAUGGGCAGCAUGGGCUCCUGGACUGAAGGCAGCGUUGGUGGUGGCUGUCAGAGAGUCGCUGGAGAAGGGCGUGACCCCGAGCCUUGAUUGGGAGAAACUCAUCGAAGCAAAGAACGAGGAGGUGGUCAUGGAAGUGGAAGGUCUGAAUGGCAUCUACAAGAAGCUGCUGGUGCGCCUUUCCUGCUUCGAUCUCUUUGUGGCUGGCGCAGGGGUGGAGCAUUUCGAAGGCUACGCGCGCAUCAUCGACCCCCACACAGUGGAGGUGAACGGUCAGCGGCAUACGGCCAAGUACAUCUGUGUCGCCACGGGUGGUCGGGCACAGAGGUUGCCCGGGAGCCCGGAGGAAGCAGGGCGCGGAGCUUGGAGACCCAAGGCUUGGGGACUCGUGAUGCCGGGUCGCCACAUCCUUGAAAGGCAGAGGAAAGAUGUUGCAAGUCGAGAUGUAUGGAGAAGUGAGAAGUGA